AUCCGAGUUAUGAAUAAACCACAUCGAAAAUCAGCUAAUCAAAGUCGGAGGAGUUCCGGCCGUAGCAUCAUGAGUAACCCAGUACGAACGGAGAAUCCUGCAGAGCCCAGGGUAAUAUCGGAUAUGAAUAUCCCGCCUGCUGAUAUCCCAAAGAUUAAAUGGCACGAAAUUCUUGACGAUGCGGAAGAAGAUUUAGUCGUCAAUCACAUUCGAGAAGAAAUUAUUCGCGACGUAAUGAAAGUGAUAUACAACAGACACCUCGAGAAAAUGUCGUACGCCUUUGUUGUUCAUUGUUCAUACCUCGCAUGGAUGCAGUUCUUUGAUCUUCUGUAUUUAAAACAUGACCCUGGAGAGAGUGUGCAAACGAUUGCUGAAAACUGGUCGUAUGACAAAGCACCGGAUCCGGUGCCUGUGGAUCCGUGGGCAUGUCGUAGAAUGACCGUUCGUAAGGUUGAAAAAGAGUCUGAAGAAUUAGAGACUUGCACAGCGUUGUGCUCAACGAAAAUUGCGGAAGUUGGAUCCCCAAUAUCAGUUCCUUCGUUUACGUAUCCAUUCCCAGAAGCUGAUAGCUGCAUCCAGUUAUCUGUAAGCUCCUAAAAAAUUGUAUCUCAUAUAAAACUUUUCAAAUAUGACGGUACCUGUGCCCGCCAGUAAUUUUUAUAGAGUGGUUCUCAUCCACCUAGCUGAUGUGUAUUUGUAGCGCUAGUGAUCAAAUACCAAAGAGUCGAACCAUUAAGUAACGUAACUCAAUGGUGGAACCCUACUCUGUUGGUAUAAAAAAGUCAGUUGGUAAGUAUCAAGGGAAGUGUUUUAUCGUCAGAAUAAUGUGCGACCGAUCGGUCUCUGCAUUAAUGAUAUAUUACCCACAGAACAUUUCAGAAGUAACAUUUGAAAAAUUGGUAAAUUAACAUUUGAAAUUGGAUAAAACUCCUACAAAUGCAAUUGCCAAAUUUUCAAUAAUUGCAUUGUAACAAUAUCGCAAUGAGAUCUUUUAUCCUUGCUUAGGCCGUUAUUUAUCCUCAUGUUUUUUCUUGUCUCGACUAAAAAAAAAAAAAACAAAAAAAAAACUAUUGAUGGAAACUCAUUAGUUGAAAUAAUCUGCGAAACAAGAAUUUGGCUUCCGAAAAAUCGUUCCGCAAGUUACGAACGUCAAACUCACAUAUCCCCGGAUCCACCCGGGUACCGGCACCUUUUUACGGUUUCUAUUCGUUGAAUGAUCUUGUUUGACUCCGAUAAAAAUAAAAUGUGUUAUUAAAUAACCGUGACGUCAAUUGAGGUCAAGGUGUGCUUGAAAGGUGAUGUAACAUGUCAUGGGCCAUUGCUCGCAAGUCACCCUAUUCUCUUUAUUCUAUUUGCUGAACUUAAUACUAUUUUAUUAUUCGCACAAUUAUAGGUGAAAAUUGUCUGUACUUUGACAACAAAUUCAACGGCAAAAGUUUUACAUUUUAUUCUUUACCUAGGACGUAUGGUCCGGCAAACCCGAGGGCAAACCACAAGGGUCGAAACUGGACGUAAUCACGGAUGGGCCUUCGUUGACUGACGGUGAUAGUAAUUCCUCCGCUUCUUCAAGCCAGAGCCAACGUUCUAUAUUCACACGUACCAUCUCCAUGGUCAAGGCUGAUCUUCCGGUAUCGUAAAUAAUCCCAAUUCUAGUCCUAAUCCAAUAUCUCAUGCGCGAAAUUAUAAAGCGUUGAUAAAAUUGACGAGAGAUAUAUGCGUUCACGAAAAAUGCCUACACAAGUUUCUUAAUCUUGAAUGAAGUACAAUAUUUUCCCAAUUAAUCAGCGCUACCCUGUUGCCUCUGAUUGAUCGUUCCGGUCUGUUUGUUUUUUUUUUGUCUUCCUUCCAAAAAAUAAUCUAUUCAUCCAAAUUCAUCCAAAAAAUUUUGAGAGCUUGGAGAGCACUUACGAUUACAUCCAAAAUCUGAUUCAAUACACAUCCCUCGAUAUGAUUAAAAGAAAAAAAAAAUAAAUCACGCACAGGCCAGAAAGAAUAUUUGCCUGCGAUUUUUGUUUUCAAUAUCGGACUCAUCAGAAUCACUACUUGAACUAAUGAGGCCUCAUAAUUAUAGGUGAAGAGGUGGCAGUCGCAACAGAGCUCAAACUCAAAAGAUCAUGACAACUGCGUGAAAGAUAAAACAUCCCGUGGAAUCGCGGAAGUAUUACCUCCCGAACCACUGGACCUUCAGACGCUGCCGUCAGAUAGGUAAGUUUUAUAUGAAUUUCAUCGGUAAAUCAUGAUUUUCUCGCCACGUGAUCGUCUGCACGUACAAGAACGUGCGUAUAGGCGUUAAAGUUCCAACGAAAUUGCUGCAAAGAAGAGCAAAUCCCGUGUGGUCAAAUGGUCGAAUCUGUGUCACUGCUGUUUGUCCAUCCUCCUAUGUAAGAGCGAGGACUGCCCGCUCAUUUCAUGGAACUAAUUUCAUUUAUGUAGGUAGAUCUACGUGCGCACACAUGCGCACAUCUGUAUGACAAAUGCAUUGCUUUGUGUACAGAUUAGAUUAUACAUUUAGCGUACUUCUUUAAUUAAUUGAUCGUUAGAUUCUCCGAUGUCAUAAGUACGGUGGAAUGAACAACGACAAAGAAACUAAUGAUCAGUGUUCUCUGGCGCAAUUAUGUAAUUACAUAAUGCGUGCGUAUAUAUGUAUACUACGUGCAUACGUCGAAUGUAUGUAUGUAUGUAGUUGUAUCGGAGUUGUAAACAGGCGGGUAAACGACCUGCCCUAUUCAAUUCUCCCAGUACCAGAUGGCAGCAGCUAUCGCUUUUUUUAGAUUUAAUCUUAAGACAGCAUCAGCCGAGAUCUUCAGAAUCCAGCAUCGCUGCUGUUGACUGCCGACACUGACUAUGCUCAGGAGAUAUAUGUAUGCCGGUAGAUGAAAUCUCAGUUCCAAAGACUUUGGCUGAAAAAUUUCCCCGUGCUAUGAACUGGGAUUCAUAUCGGAAACUUGAGUAAUGAAAUAUUAUGUGUUAGAAACUUACGAGCAAAAGAAAAAAAAAAAUUUAUCGUAUCUCGUAAGCCUCCGGUAUUGCUCACGUUGAUACAACCAACGAUUGCACGAGGAGGGUCUAGGUAAAUACCAUUCUAAAUUUAGUUGGCCCUGUGAAAAUAUUUUCACCUCGAUUUUUACACGAUACUAUAAAAUUCACUUUAGAUCACGUACCCACACUCACGUGAAUUGUAUUUGUCCGUACGUGGAGUACACCAAUACCAAUACCAAUACCCACAAAUCGUGCGGAUCUGUGAAUGGAGAAUAUAUUUUUUUAAGAGCGCCUAUACGUGCUGUAUUUGCCGGCGUGUCUGGACUUCGAGAAAGCUGUUGAUCACGCAUUGCGUCAGAUGUUUCACACGUGCCCAUCUCGAUAGAAGUAGUACAAUUAUUAUUUUCGUAUUUCCCUCGAAGAGGAAGAGAAAGAAAUCAGGAAAAACGUAGGAGCUAUUCUACGUAAAACCAGAUCGUACACGAUCGUGGAACAAUUAUCAGAUUCGGACCGGAUUCCGCAAUUAAUUGCAAUACAGUGGGAUGCAUAUGAAUAUUACUCGGGAAACGCAGCGCUGAAUUUUAAUAUACAUAUGUAUAUAGGUAUGUGGUUGGAACAAACGUGAUUAAAAGCUUGAACGGAUACGAUAGAGUGCAAUCGCUGCCUCGCAAGUCCGAGCGAUAGGAGCCACUCCAACAGCGGUUGGUAUAAUCAGUGGCAACGGCAAAUUAUAGAAUACGAGCGCACGAGCACUAGACCCAAAGCAGCAGCAGCGGCGAUAUAAGCAGUUGCAGUUAUAGCGUCGUGCGUAUUCAUCUCGGUACAUAGCGUAUAUUUGUUUCGCAAUCGUCAAUUUAUACAAUUCACAAUUUACCAUGAGUGAACGACCUUCAAUCUUUCAGAGAUACGGCCGCCGGUGCUUUAUCAGCGCCUCCUGCUCCACGUCUGGCAAAUAAUUUUAGCCCAACACAAUAUAAUCAAGUUUUCCCUACCCCCGUCCGCCCGAAUGAUAUAAUCUCCUCCCCCGUCUCUCUCACCACGUCAAAUAAUCUCACAAAUACGCGUGACGUAAACAUUCACCUGUAUAUACCUUCAUCUAUGUCAUACCUAUACUCACUCGAAUAAACGAGUAAAUAAAUAAAUGCUGCAAUCGACAUUGCUGCACGUAACAUAUCGUCGCAUAGACAGUACGUACGUACGAGCGGACAGCGAUGAUCUUCGCGUUGACGCGAUAUUUUCAAAAGAUCCACAAGAUCCCGCGCCGCUGUGAUAAACCCUAUACCGCAUCUUCGACCGGUUUGAUUUCUGUCUCUCCCUCACGAAACUAAUGUAUGCGAGAGAACGCAAACACUGCACCCAUACUUGACCGCGCUUUAUGAAUAAGUUGUUAUCGUUAAUUAGCACCGGUGCAAACGGCGGCUCGGUUUUGUAGCAAAAACGAUGAGGCGGGGUGCCACGUACAUACGUUUCGCUAUUUACCCCGGUCUUCCUCACUGCGUCGGUUUCGCGUUUCUACGUACAUCUAUGAUACAUUCGUACACAGUUGCCUCCUUAUAAUUUUGGCGGAGUUUCUCGAGGAGAGCCAAAAAUAUACAAAUUGCAAAAACAAGACGUUCGUUAGACAAAUAUACUCGAUACGAUCUUCAUACCUGUAGCUAUACGGCAAGUAGAUUCAGCGAUACAAUUAUUACGUCAGCGUAUUUGCUUUGAUAAGAAGACGAGGGCGGGAUAAAUUUUGACGAACGGCCCGGGGUCCCGCGGGUCGCCGUACCGAAACCUAACGGAUAACACGUUUUUACGGUGAGCAAAAAUUAUAAGGUACGUUAUACCUGUGCAGAGAUUCGCGAAUCUCACCUGAACGAUCUGAGAGACGCACGUGCCGGGCGAAAUGUUUUGCAAUAAUUUGUUCUCUUCCUACCGGUUAUAUUUAGAUUCAGACUACGCGAAAACAUUCGACGUCGCGUUUGAUAACCCGCGGAGAAAAACAAAUUUACGGAAAAAAAAAAAAAGGAAAAAAGAGAACAAAUGGAAAAAGAAAAUGAAAAUAAAUUAGAGGGAAAAGAAAAUACGCUAUACGCGUACAUACGACGGGACGAAAUGAAACAAUAAAAAAUAAAAUAGAAAAACAUCACGUAUACCGCGCAUCGACACCGCGACGCUGAUAUUUUUAAUCAAUCGAUAUACAUAUACGUCCAGCGACUGUCAUCUAUAAUACUUGAAUUUAUUCGCACGCGCCGCGCAUAAAUUAUUUUCUUAUUACUUUCGCUUCGUUGUAUAGACCACGUGCAUGCAUGCUUAUGCAGGGUAAUGGAACGCCGGCCGCAUCGCUUCUUCAUUUCGUCUAUGUUCACUUUAUACGUCACGAUUGCUUAUCGGUAAAUAGCAUUUAACGCAUCUGUAUACAUACAGUAAUAGCUGUAAAAACCUCUAGUAAUUAGCGACACCGCCCAGAUAAUCCUCUCACAUUCAUCAUCCUCGGAGUAGUUGGAGAUUCAACGGGGAAACCGUGCGCGAGAAAUCAUUUUUCAUAUCCUCGUAGAUAUUUCAAAUUUCGGUUCGACGGUAACCUGAUAAUUUUUUGGCAACUAUUUCACUCACCUUUAUGCAUGAC
Molecule: messenger RNA, 5590 nt
Organism: Athalia rosae (coleseed sawfly)
Lineage: Eukaryota; Metazoa; Arthropoda; Insecta; Hymenoptera; Athaliidae
Exons: 2
Coding region: 10-597 (195 amino acids)
Source: RefSeq, a predicted model, not a curated record